Camponotus floridanus (Florida carpenter ant) is the source of this 929-nucleotide messenger RNA. RefSeq names its product peptidyl-prolyl cis-trans isomerase-like 1 (gene Cypl). Gene Ontology annotation, biological process: protein peptidyl-prolyl isomerization; protein folding. The record is from RefSeq and is a predicted model, not a curated record. Bases 301 to 828 code for a protein of 175 amino acids. Gene Ontology annotation, molecular function: peptidyl-prolyl cis-trans isomerase activity. Gene Ontology annotation, cellular component: catalytic step 2 spliceosome. NCBI's taxonomy places the organism in Eukaryota, Metazoa, Arthropoda, Insecta, Hymenoptera, Formicidae. The transcript is spliced from 5 exons.
AAUAUAAGGUUUAACGUAUUUUUACAUUUUCAUUAAAUUUAUUUUAUUAUUGCUUUGUAACGCGUAUAUCCUGCGCAUGAAACAGAUGGCGUUCAUGUGCUCCAUGUGUCAUACUUGUCAUAUUUAUGUAAGUGUGUGAGUAGGUGAUUUUAUUAAGCUCGUGCUGUGUAAAGUCGUGUUCGAAAAUAAUUAUCAUUUUCUUUUUACGAAAAAUUUUAUUAAAGAAAGGAUAGAUGCGAUAAUUUUCGCUGUAUAAUUGGACUAUUUAUUUACUUAUUUGGACUAAAAAAAGGACGUAAAAUGACCACAAUGUGCCUCUCAAAUAUAUCCGGCGUGCCAGAUAAACAUUGGCAACCACCCUUCGUUGCUUUUGAGACUACGAUGGGUGAAGUAACCUUUGAGUUAUAUUGGAAACACGCCCCCAUCACGUGCAGAAACUUUGCCGAGCUCACGCGACGUGGAUAUUAUAACGGUACCAAGUUUCAUAGGAUUAUUCGUGACUUUAUGAUUCAAGGUGGAGAUCCUACCGGAACAGGAAAAGGUGGGAUGUCCAUAUAUGGUGAAUGUUUUGAUGAUGAGAUACACGAUGAUUUGAAACACACAGGUGCUGGAAUAUUAUCAAUGGCAAAUUCUGGACCAGAUACAAAUGGAUCACAGUUUUUCAUAACGCUUGCACCUACACAAUGGCUCGAUGGGAAACAUACUAUAUUUGGUAGAGUCCAUUCUGGCAUGAAUAUAGUUAAAAGAAUUGGACUGGUUGAAACGGAUAAGAAUGAUCGACCCGUAGAUGAUGUUAAAAUUGUCAAAGGCUCUGUGAGGAAUGCUUGAAUUUUUAUAGGGACUUCUAUACAGUACAAAUCAUUUUUAAGACACAGUUUUAAAUAUAAAAUUGUUUUCUUACUUAAAAAUGAACAUUUCCAUUUUCUGUA